This is a messenger RNA of Alligator sinensis (Chinese alligator), 1578 nucleotides long. RefSeq names its product keratin, type II cytoskeletal cochleal. The transcript is spliced from 10 exons. Bases 1 to 1578 code for a protein of 525 amino acids. Lineage: Eukaryota; Metazoa; Chordata; Crocodylia; Alligatoridae. Gene Ontology annotation, cellular component: keratin filament. The record is from RefSeq and is a predicted model, not a curated record. Gene Ontology annotation, biological process: intermediate filament organization; keratinization. Gene Ontology annotation, molecular function: structural constituent of skin epidermis.
AUGUCUUGCCGUUCCUAUCGUGUCCAGAAUUUUAGCUCUUCUUCUGCUGUCUUACCAAGGAACAUGAGGCCAUACAGCGUCUCGUGCCAGGGAGCCGGUGGUGUAGGCUACAGAGGACUAAGCUACUUUGGCAGCCGAAGCCUCAGUGGGGCAGCACCCUACAAACCCAGAAUUGCUGUUGGUAGAUGUCCACCUCUGAGAUAUGGAUAUGAGUAUGUUCUGGGACAUGGCUAUGGCAAUGCUGGCUUCAGCUACAGAGUUGGUGGAGUCUCUGGGCCUUGUCCACCAAUUGCACCGGUCACUGUGAACGAGCAGCUGCUCCAACCUGUUAAGCUGGAGAUUGACCCAACCAUGCAAACAGUGAAAUUCCAGGAGAAGGAGCAGAUCAAAACCCUCAACAACAAGUUUGCUUCUUUCAUUGACAAGGUCCGAUUCCUGGAGCAACAAAACAAAGUACUGGAGACCAAAUGGAGCUUCCUGCAGAAUCAGCAAUGUCGCAGAAACACCAUUAUGCCCACGUUAGAUGCUUAUAUCUGUAAUCUGAGAAAGCAGCUGGAGGCUCUGGGUUGCGAGGGAGCCCAGCUAGAGGCAGAUCUAAAAGCAGCACACGAGGUCAUGGAGACCAACAAAAAAAUGUACGAAGAGGAAUGCAGUCGACGAACGUGUGCUGAGAAUGAGUUUGUUGUUCUUAAGAAGGAGGUGGACUGUGUCUUCUUGAACAAGGCAGAACUGGAGGCCAGGGUGGAGAGUCUAAAAGAUGAAAUCAUCUUCCUGAAAUCUCUCUAUGAGGAGGAAAUCCACAUGCUUCACUCCCAUAUCUCAGACACGUCCGUCAUUGUGCAAAUGGACAACAGCCGGAACCUGGAUUUGGACGGCAUUAUCACGGAGGUCAAAGCUCAGUAUGAGGAUAUCGCCAGCAGGAGCCGAGCUGAGGCAGAGGCUUGGUAUGAAAGCAAGUUUGAAGAGCUGCGAGUGACCGCUGGCAGGCACGCUGAUAAUCUGCGUGACACCAAGAACGAAAUAGCAGAGCUGACCCGCAUCAUUCAGAGACUGAGAGGAGAAGUUGGAACUGCAAAGGACCAGCGCUGCAAACUGGAAGCAGCUGUGGCCGAGGCGGAGCAGCAAGGGGAGCUGGCUAUUAAAGAUGCCAGGUGCAAACUGACUGACCUGGAGACUGCCCUACAGCAGGCCAAGGCUGACCUGGCCCACCAACUGCGGGAGUACCAGGAGCUGAUGAACGUCAAGCUGGCGCUGGACAUCGAGAUCGCCACCUACCGGAAGUUGCUGGAGGGAGAAGAAUACAGGCUGGGUGCUGAAGGAGCCUGUCCUGUCAACAUCUCUGUGUGCAGAUCCCAGGGUGGGCUCAUCUGUGACCCUGACCCCUGCAUCGGUGGUGGUUAUUCAGCAACCAGAAGCUCGAUGAGAAUCAGUGGUGUUAGCUGCGGCCGAGGCAUAUACAGCACUGCGAUGGGACCAACUGUGGGAGACAUGUCUUCCCCCUGUGAUCCUGAAGAUCUGAUGCUCUUCAACAUCUACCACAUGAGGCCUAUUGUCAACUCAGUAAAUCACUUGCUCUAA